UUUUGAUUGAAACACUUCAUUUAACGAGGAAGUGUUGGUCGUUUGCGGCUGUGAGUGUGCUGUCGAAGUUUACUGCAUUUAAAUGUUAGAUAAUAUCUCUGGUGUUAUCUUAACCAACAUUUUUGACAAGCAUAAUGAGGUCCAUAAUUAGGUCUUUUCAGACACCUCAUCAUUUAUUGUGAUAAUGUUAUAACGUUAUGAUAAGUUAAGACCAUAGUAGCCUAUUUCCAUGUAAGAAGAAGAGACGGAAAUUACAGCACUCAGAAGAAAAAUGAAAACGUGUUUAAUGUAAGAAACUCAAAUAAACGGUCUGACAACGUAUUAAGGUAGUUUCUGCAACUUCAUCAUGUCAAUCAACCACUUACCUGGGAUGGAGACCUCGGCCGUCUCUGUUCUGAAGAGGGCCGUGGAGUUGGACCAGACUUCACGCUUUCAGGAGUCUCUGGUGUGCUACCAGGAAGGGAUUCAACUGCUCAUGGAUGUCCUUAAAGCUGUGAAGGAUGAUUCCAAGAAAGUGCAUUACAGGGAGAAAAUCAAGAAGUAUAUGGAUAGAGCUGAACAGAUUAAAGAACAUCUUAAUAAAGCGAAAGAGGAGGGAAAAUAUCAUGAACAGAUCAAGAUAUCAGACAGUGACACAGGAUUUAGCUAUGAAGUCCUCUUCAAGCCAUACAUCAAUGAGGGCCUGACAGAAGUUUGGGUGGAGGACCCUUAUAUACGCCAUAUUCAUCAGCUCUACAACUUCCUGCGUUUCUGUGAAAUGCUGUUGAAGGCCCCAUGCAAAGUCAAGAAAAUCCACCUUCUGACCUCCCAAGAUGAUGGAGACAGCUCUGCUCAGCAGGUCAAUGCCCUCAGUGAAAUCAAGGAGUCUCUUCAGAGCCAAAGGGUAGCCCUAGACAUCCAGUACUCCUCCACCAUCCAUGACCGGGAGAUCAGAUUUGACAAUGGCUGGAUCAUUAAGAUUGGUCGAGGACUUGACUAUUUUAAAAAGCCUAAGGGUCGAUUCUCUGUUGGAUAUUGUGAUUAUGACUUGAGAGAGUGUCACGAGACCUCUGUGGAUAUUUUUCACACAAGGCACACAAAGACAAGUUAGAGCUGGAUAACUACGUUGUGCUCUCUUACUUUUCUCAUUUUUUAAAGACUAAGUGCCUUCUCAUAACAACGCUAAUGUAACGGCAUGUUACGUUUUGGCUGAGCUGCAGUGCUCACAAAAACAACUGACAACAAAUUACAAGUGAUGCCAAAUGUUUUUUGCUGCUCAUAUCAAGGACCACAUGGGCCAUGGUGGACCAAUGUGCACCACAUAAUGUCUUAAUGUAUUGACCAUAUAUGCAAUAUCUUAAUGGUUGCAACAUUUUAUCGUUUUAAAUGUUUUUGAUAUAUGUUGAUGGUGGAGGUAGGUAAGGUACUAAGGUUUCUUUUAUUCAACUCUUUCAUGUGGCCCUUUUCUUUGUCGGGGAAUAGCACCAUCUGCUGGUCAGACACGAAAGAGACUGAUCAUAUUGUAUGUGUUGUGGUCCUGUCAAAGUAAGAGUUUUUGACAUCUGUCUGUUGAUAUGGACGACAAGAGAAAAAUAUCUCCUUUAUGUAAAGAUCGUCCUACGAAGUCUUGUGCUAAACCUGACUUAGUUAACUUAAUUGUGACCAGACCACUUUGUUUCGAAUCCCGUGGUUAUGGGGUUAAUUCUUUGCCCGCUCUGCGUGUCUUGACGUGGUAGAUCACUGUGAUGUUGCUCUCCCAACACCUGCCGAGCAACC
This is a messenger RNA of Sardina pilchardus (European sardine), 1755 nucleotides long. RefSeq names its product MIT, microtubule interacting and transport, domain containing 1 (gene mitd1). Bases 347 to 1090 code for a protein of 247 amino acids. Lineage: Eukaryota; Metazoa; Chordata; Actinopteri; Clupeiformes; Clupeidae. The transcript has 7 exons. The record is from RefSeq and is a predicted model, not a curated record. Gene Ontology annotation, biological process: midbody abscission. Gene Ontology annotation, cellular component: midbody.